CAAAAUGUAAUUUAGUUUAAUGACAAAAUUCGUGGACUACCAGACAUCAAUUUAUGUACUGUGUACUUAUUGUUAGUUCAUAAUUAUUGACAUUAAAUAUUUUGUAUUCAUUACUAUUCAUGUAUUUACAGUUUUAUGCUUUGGUGUUUAUAUAUUCUUAGACUUUUUGCUUUUAUUUUAGUAUUAUAGUAUUCGAAGAAUAAGGAUAUUGAUUCAAGCUUAUAUAGGUAUGUAUAAUAAGUACUAUGUUAUAUAUUAUAGCGAAUGUGAUUCUUGGUGAUUCUAACCUCAAUAAAAUUUCUCUCAUUCAUUGUCGCUCAGCUCGGUCGCUGCUGUGUGUAUAUAGUUGAUGGUCUGCUGUCCGAACAUUUUCGAGUAUUAUCUUUAACGAUACGUGAAUUUGUUUAUGAAAUAAAAUAGUCUUUACGAAUUCGUGUCGCAUUAAAUAUUAAGCCAGUUGUAUAUAAUAUAAAAAAUGCCGACUAUUAAUCUCAAACGUGACUUAUUGUUCAAGGCUCUUGGCAGAACGUAUUCGGACAAUGAGUUUCAAGAUUUGUGCUUCAAAUUUGGUUUAGAAUUAGACGAAGUGACAUCAGAGAAGUUAUUAAUAACGAAGGAGAAAGGACAAAAUGGAAAUAUGGAAGCAUCUGAUGAAAUUAUAUAUAAAAUUGAUAUACCAGCAAACAGAUACGAUUUAUUAUGCUUGGAAGGUUUAACUCUUGGGCUACUCAUAUUUUUAAACAAAAUAGACAUACCACAUUACGUAUCGAUACGCCCAGGUACAGGCAUGCAGAAGAUUACCAUGACAAGCGAGUGCCUGAAAAUCAGAGGACAUAUAGUUGCAGCUAUUCUGCGUGAUGUUACAUUUACGCAAGACUCUUACAAUAGUUUUAUCGAUCUCCAAGACAAACUUCAUCAGAACAUAGGAAGAAAACGAAGUUUGGUAUCGAUUGGUACUCAUGAUUUGGAUAGUAUUCAAGGUCCAUUUUUAUAUGACGCGAAACCGCCAACCAAUAUUUGUUUCAAACCGCUUAAUCAGGAUAAAGAGUACACAGGAGAAGAAAUUAUGAACUUAUAUUCUAAUCAUGCACAAUUAAAACAAUACCUACACAUCAUAAAAGAUAGUCCAGUUUAUCCAAUAGUGCAAGAUAGCAAUGGAACUAUUUUAUCCCUUCCACCUAUUAUCAAUGGAGAUCAUUCAAAAAUCACACUCAACACUAAAAAUGUAUUUAUUGAAUGUACAGCGAUAAAUCUUACAAAGGCGAUAAUAGUGCUGGACACUAUAGUCUGUAUGUUUAGUCAAUAUUGUAAAACAAAAUAUACAGUAGAAACGGUGGAAGUCGUAUAUCCCAAUAAUCAAGUAUUUCACUAUCCCGAUUUAAAAUAUCGAACCGAAGAAAUUGAUUGUGAGAAAGCUGUAAAGUAUAUCGGCAUAAAACAGAGAGCAGAAAAAGUAGCCAAUCUACUUUCUAGAAUGUCGUUAAAAACACGUGUUGUGAAGGAUAACAAUAAAUUGAGUGUCGAAGUACCUCCCACUAGACACGAUGUGAUACAUUCGUGCGACAUUUACGAAGAUAUUGCGAUAGCGUAUGGAUACAAUAAUAUUCAUAAAACUAUACCAUACUUAUCCACGAUCGCGGAGGAGUUCCCACUUAAUAAAUUAUCCGAUCAAUUACGUAUGGAAUUAGCUUGUGCUGGAUUUACGGAAGCAUUGACUUUUUCAUUGUGUUCGCGCGAAGAUAUAGCGGAUAAAUUGGGUCAUAAAUUGGAAAAUAUACCUGCAGUUCAUAUAUCAAAUCCGAAAACUUUAGAAUUUCAGGUAGCGCGUACAACCCUCCUGCCAGGAUUAUUGAAAACGCUAGCUGCGAAUAAAAAGAUGCCUCUUCCUCAGAAAGUGUUUGAAGUUUCCGAUAUAGUAUUAAGAGAUAAUACUGUGGAAGUAGGCGCGCGUAAUAAACGUCAUUUGUGCGCGGUGUAUUGUAAUAAAUCAGAUGGUUUUGAAAUAAUUCACGGUUUAUUGGACAGAAUGUUACAGGUAUUAGAAAUACCGUGGAGCGUUGGCGAAAACUCAGAUGGGUAUUAUCUUCGCGCUAUCAAUGAUCCCACUUUCUUCCCUCAUCGUUGCGCAGAAAUUUAUUGUUAUAACAAAGUGAUCGGAAAAAUGGGCGUUCUACACCCGGAUGUAAUCACAAAGUUCGAUCUAAAUGUACCCUGCUCCGUAUUAGAGAUCGAAAUUGAAUCAUUUUUAUAAUGUGAAAUGAUUUGUUAUUUAUUAAACACUUAAAUAAACAAUGAAUUCUUCGAA
This is a messenger RNA of Hylaeus anthracinus, 2305 nucleotides long. RefSeq names its product phenylalanine--tRNA ligase beta subunit (gene beta-PheRS). Bases 476 to 2251 code for a protein of 591 amino acids. Gene Ontology annotation, biological process: phenylalanyl-tRNA aminoacylation. Gene Ontology annotation, molecular function: phenylalanine-tRNA ligase activity; RNA binding; ATP binding. Gene Ontology annotation, cellular component: phenylalanine-tRNA ligase complex; cytoplasm. The transcript is spliced from 11 exons. NCBI's taxonomy places the organism in Eukaryota, Metazoa, Arthropoda, Insecta, Hymenoptera, Colletidae. The record is from RefSeq and is a predicted model, not a curated record.